UUAAUGUCAACAGCAUGCGAGUUGUUAAGUUUGACAGCACGAAUUGUGACAUUUACCAACACUGUUUAUCGAAAAGUGCCAUCACCAUGAAAUGGAAAUGCUUCUCUCUGCUGCUGUUCCUUUCGCUCUGCCGCGCGGACGACGACUUCGACCCGGAUCAGCUGCAGGCCGAGCACGUGAUGGCGGGCCUGUCGCGCGACGAGGAUGCCGACGGCACGACAACAACAACAACAACAGAAACAGCAACAGCAACAGCAUGCGGUUCAAUGUCGCAGCAAAUGUCGGGCAAGAACCGGCCCCAAAUGGCGGCAAGCAUUGCGGCAAAGGCCGCCCAAGUGGCCACCGCCGCCAAUGAUGCCCAAUCGAAUGCGGCCGAAUGCGCCGCCAAGGAGGUGCGCAUCCAGCUGGCCGAGAAGGCCGUCCAGGCCUCACGUGCCGUUCAAGCGGUGCUCGAGGGCAAACGUGCGCUUCUCGAUAAGAUCCAGCGCGAACUGCGCGCCGCCGAGGAGCUGCUGGCCAAGCUGAGCGCCUCGCUCCAGAACAGCGAGGCGAACACGCAGCGCGCCGAAUGCGCCGCCAAAUCGGCGGAGGCGCAUUUCGCACGUCUAACGGAAAUUGUGCAGCUGAUCGGCGGCAGCGUCGACGACGUGGACGCGCUAAAUGAGCUGGCCCAGAUCGAUUACAAUGAGAAGCGGCAGAUGCUGAUCGCCGCCAAGGAGCGCAGCGAGCGCAUCCAGAAGGAUAUCGCGUGCGCCCGCGACGAGUACGAACAGGUGAAAAUGGCCGCCUAUCAGGCUGCCUGUGCGGCCGUCGAGGCCAAGCAGAAGGCGGCCCACAUCUCCGAGAGCGGCAGGCAUCGCAACAGCCUGCGCCUGCGUCGGCGUCGGCGUCGGCGUCGACAGCGGCAGCAACGUCGGGCGUGAGUGUGAAUGUGCAUCUCCUAUAUAUCAACUAUAUAUAAAUAUCCGAUCGAUCGAUCGAUCGGGCGACAUCCGUUGGCUCCCAUUGCGUUCCUAUCUGAGGCGUGUCUCUUGUUGCAGCAUUUGCCUCCAAUUACUUUUAUUUCUUUUUUUUUUGUAUAUUUUCUUUAAG
Messenger RNA from Drosophila novamexicana, 1092 nucleotides. RefSeq lists its product as uncharacterized. The transcript has a single exon. Bases 15 to 923 code for a protein of 302 amino acids. NCBI's taxonomy places the organism in Eukaryota, Metazoa, Arthropoda, Insecta, Diptera, Drosophilidae. The record is from RefSeq and is a predicted model, not a curated record.